CUCUCCCCUAAUGUUUGUUCUGAUGCGGAAAGUCAGAUACUGUAUUUACUAAACAUCAAUUUUCAGACGCCGCUUAUCGGAUCAUCAUCGGUGCCUGAAUACCCGACACUGUAAGUAGGAACCACCACACUGUUGGUUAUUUUCACCCUCUCCGCCGAGAAUCGACCAUGGCUGGGAGGCAGAGCUGCGAGGUUCCCCAAGCACAAAUGGAGAAACGACACCGGGAACAACAGAACGAUCAGUUGGAGGAAGAGGAGGAGGACGAGGACGACCUGGAGCCAGAGGAGGAGGAGGAGGAGGAUGAAGGAGAAGCGACUCCUGUUAGUGAGUUUCGAGGGGUAGAACUGGUGGAUGGAGCUGAAUCGAGAGAAACGCAUUCAGAAACCCUAGUGGUGGCCGAGAGGAGGGAUAACGAUCGACGUGCUGGGUUGCUGGAGAAUUCUACUUCAGAAUUGCAAGGAGGAUCUGAAUUGAAGGUGCAAGUUGAGGUGUCUCACCAAGUAGCUUUGCCAAGUUCAACAACUCAGUGUGAUGAUGCAGCUCAGACACAAUAUCAGCUUCAGUCAUCUGCCUCCAGUCCAACUGUACCAGAAGAAAGCCUAUCAUUGCAGAAAGUCAAUGGCACUUCCAUGCCCGAAGCCAACCGGCAAAGUUGUCCUGAUCUUAAAAUAGUAUCUGUUGUUCCGAUUUUGAAGACACCUGUUUUUGAUGGUUACAAUUGGAGAAAAUAUGGUCAGAAGCAAGUCAAGAGUCCUAAAGGUUCUAGAAGCUAUUACAGGUGUACGCACUCUGAAUGUCAUGCUAAAAAGACAGAAUUCUCUGAUGACACGGGCAACUUAAUAGAGAUUGUGAAUAAAGGCCUGCAUAGUCAUGAUCCACCUCGGAAAAAUAACUGCACAAGGGAAAGCAGGAUUGUUUCAUCUGCUGGGCCUUUUAUAGGAAAUAGUGUCACAGAACAAUCCAUCAGAAUGCGUAAUGAUUCAGAUCCAUCUACAUAUUCAAAAGAAUCAAUGCAAGAAAUGACUGUUGUUCCUGAAAGAAAACUGCAGUACUCAAGUUAUUCUGAUAGAAACGGCAAAACAGAAGUGAAGGAGGAGCAUGAGAGAGAACCAGCACCAAAAAGAAGAGUGAAGAAAGACAGCAUGGACUCUCCUGACUCUGAGGUAAAACCUGGGAAAAAGCACAAAUUUGUCUUGCAUGCAGCUGGUGAUGUGGGGAUCUCUGGUGAUGGUUACAGGUGGCGUAAGUAUGGACAGAAAAUGGUGAAGGGAAAUUCUCACCCGAGAAACUACUAUAGAUGCACCUCUGCUGGGUGCCCUGUCCGCAAACAAAUCGAAACCUCUGUAGAUAAUUCAAAUGCUGUCAUGGUAACAUACAAGGGUGUCCAUGACCAUGACAAGCCUGUGCCAAAGAAGCGACGUGGCCCAUCAAGUGCUCAAGUUGUUGCUGCUACUGCUACUGCUCCUGCUCCUGCUGCUAUGAACAAUGAGCAGUUAAAGAAAGCUGAUACAGCUCAAAGCCAGAUAACACCGACCCAGUGGUCAGUGGGUACAGAAGGUGAACUGACUGGUGAGGCCCUGGACCUUGGAGGUGAGAAGGCAAUGGAAUCAGCUCGAACUCUUUUGAGCAUUGGAUUUGAAAUCAAACCUUGCUGAAAGUGCCAAAGCAUCAUCAAGGUAUAUGGAUCUUUAUCACAUAAAGUCACAUGUUAUGUAUAUAGAUUAUUUAUAUGUCAGGUUUUUUUCUUCUUCCUUUUUUCUUUUCAGUUUUUUCCCCUUAGUUAUUGUAGUUUUCCAGGGAAUAGUUGUAUAUCUGCUACUGUAUAUCCUUUUGAUCUAUUUGAACAGGGUAAUAGUAAAUGGGUAGUAUGCCU
Messenger RNA from Rubroshorea leprosula, 1873 nucleotides. Lineage: Eukaryota; Viridiplantae; Streptophyta; Magnoliopsida; Malvales; Dipterocarpaceae. The record is from the annotation of a GenBank genome assembly.